Molecule: messenger RNA, 384 nt
Organism: Linum trigynum
Lineage: Eukaryota; Viridiplantae; Streptophyta; Magnoliopsida; Malpighiales; Linaceae
Source: the annotation of a GenBank genome assembly
AUGAGACAAUGCUCUGGGGCCCAAUCUUACCCGCACCAGUUCAUGGGCUUGAAUAACCCUUCCCUUCCUUUCUACAACCAGAUGGGCCAGGGAGGCUUCCUCCCAAAGCCAAAUUACAUGAACACGUGGAAUGAGAAUGGACUCAUUAACCAGGCCCAGCUUCCCCUCCUAUUUUGGGAUAAUAGGCAGAUCGAAGCCCAGUACCUUAGCCAUUGGGGUCUCAAGCAGGAGCAGUCUAGGAAGAAACUGAAGGCAAGCAGAAAAAGGAAGUCUGGAGUAUGUAUCAAGGAACACAGCUCUCUUCAAAAUCAAGUCAGCGACAAAAGGGAAGAAGCAGAAGACACAAAUGUUGGUAAGGUGGAGAUGGCUCACCUGAUGCCAUAA